Messenger RNA from Sinocyclocheilus rhinocerous, 1740 nucleotides. RefSeq names its product ER membrane protein complex subunit 3. The transcript is spliced from 9 exons. Gene Ontology annotation, biological process: protein folding in endoplasmic reticulum. The record is from RefSeq and is a predicted model, not a curated record. NCBI's taxonomy places the organism in Eukaryota, Metazoa, Chordata, Actinopteri, Cypriniformes, Cyprinidae. Bases 231 to 1016 code for a protein of 261 amino acids. Gene Ontology annotation, cellular component: EMC complex; membrane.
GAUUUAGUAAAUUUGAUAUAACGUUACGAACUUUAAUUAUGAAAAUGUUACAGAAAUAACCUUUAUUUUGAAAAACUUCUCUGCUUAGUACGUUGCGUUCACAUCUUAACAGCAGCGGCUCGAUGCUGGCGAUUCCUGCUUUGAGUCGUUAUCGGGCUUCGAAGAGAUAAACCGCAAUUUGAAUACGAGAGUAGGGUUGGCAUAUCCCAUCAACAUCCCUUCACUAAAGCAUGGCUGAGCCUGAGCUCCUCCUGGACUCCAAUAUUCGUCUUUGGGUUGUGCUGCCUAUCGUGUUUAUUACUUUUCUGGUUGGAGUGAUCCGCCAUUAUGUUUCAAUUCUGUUACAAAGUGACAAGAAGCUCACGUUAGAGCAAGUUUCAGACAGCCAGGUUCUUAUCAGGAGCAGAGUUUUACGGGAAAAUGGAAAAUACAUCCCCAAACAAUCUUUCUUGAUGAGAAAAUUCUACUUUAAUAAUCAAGAAGAUGGCUUUUUCAAGAAGACCAAAAGAAAGGUGGUCCCACCAUCUCCAAUGACUGAUCCCAGCAUGUUGACGGACAUGAUGAAAGGCAAUGUGACAAACGUCUUGCCUAUGAUCCUUAUUGGUGGUUGGAUCAACUGGACCUUCUCUGGGUUUGUCACAACAAAGGUACCGUUUCCCCUCACACUCCGCUUCAAGCCGAUGCUGCAGCAGGGAAUUGAGUUGCUCUCUCUAGAUGCCUCCUGGGUGAGUUCAGCAUCUUGGUAUUUCCUGAAUGUCUUUGGUCUCAGGAGCAUGUAUUCUCUGAUUCUUGGACAAGACAAUGGUGCAGAUCAGUCUCGCAUCAUGCAGGAACAGAUGAGUGGUGCUGCAAUGGCAAUGCCUGCUGACACAAACAAAGCAUUCAAGGCGGAAUGGGAGGCUCUGGAGUUGACGGAUCAUCAAUGGGCCUUAGAAAAUGUCGAGGAGGAUCUGAUGAGUAAGGACUUGGAUUUUUUUGGGAUGUUCAGCAAAGAGUUGCCAACAGGCAUCUUCUAAGUGCACUACUGAGAGGUUUUGGAGGACCUCACCGAAAUAGAAGAGUGAAUUGUCAGACUGGGUUUGGAAGUGGCAAGUCGCUUCCAUUCAGAUUUUUUCUUUUUCUAGAAAGUGUCAUAAACCUCAUUGCAGACAUAUCACAUUUUGUGUAAUAUGCAUGCACCAUUCCCUCCAUUGUUCAUUUUUGCUCUGACAUAAGUGUCAUUGUGUGACAAAGCUUUGCUCUUUAAGCUUUAUGGGUUAUCUCUUAAGACUGCAUUCAUACAACGCAACAGAAACCGUGCACCUAUUAUGUAGCAUGUGGUCUGGUUUUCUCGAAAACAUUCCCUUUGAUUAUUGCUAUGUCGUCUUUAUUUUUGUUUUAACACAAUUUUAUUCAUUUUUGUUGUUUUAAGAGCCCUGCUUUCUUAUUUUACUAGGACCAUAUGAUUUCUUGGACCACGUAGGCAAAAAGGAAGUUUUAAGAAAUAAUGUAAUUUUAAAAAGUGGAUCAGACCAUAACUUAGGUUCAGUUACCUAAAUAGUAUGUUCCUUAAUUUACUGUUGUUUUAGAGGCUUUCUUGUGGUGCCAGUACACCAUGCACUGAGUAUGUAGCGAAAAAAAUGUCAGUAUUCAGAAUUUCAGUAGAUUUUCCUCAUUAGAUAUUAAGAUUUAUUGGCAUGUUUAAUAUAUUUAUUUGAGUUUUAUUAAAUGCAAUUUUUGGUUUAAAUGUUUCUCACUACA